Messenger RNA from Coccidioides immitis RS, 1865 nucleotides. Its product is annotated as 23S rRNA (-N6)-methyltransferase. Gene Ontology annotation, biological process: rRNA base methylation. Bases 309 to 1607 code for a protein of 432 amino acids. Gene Ontology annotation, molecular function: 23S rRNA (adenine(1618)-N(6))-methyltransferase activity. The transcript is spliced from 10 exons. Gene Ontology annotation, cellular component: nucleus. The record is from RefSeq and is a predicted model, not a curated record. NCBI's taxonomy places the organism in Eukaryota, Fungi, Ascomycota, Eurotiomycetes, Onygenales, Onygenaceae.
UACCCGAAGGGAUAACGUACGGGAUUCACGCAAUACAUAUUGUACUGAAGAUCCGUAAUGUCAAGGCGAGGAACCCUUGAAACCAUGGCUUCCGUUGCAACGUACGUUGAUCCCUGAGAGCUAGCUCGUUCCUGUCUCAAGAGUGUUGGAGUGCAUUUGCGGUGAACUCGCGAGUUGUAUGGCUUAAAAAUCUCCGCCCGGGUUUAAAGAUACAUCGCCCCCAUAACCGCGUCACCUUUCAGCCAUCUUCCUCCUCAUCUCGCUAAGGCUUCUUUGGGAGUUGAGACAUAGCAUAGUAUUAUAGCAACAUGGACUCACCCAGAAACAUCUAUCGACAAGAUGUCGAUUUCCGAAGCCUCGCAUUGGAGGACCCCGACUUCGCAAAGUUCCUCAAAGUCAACGGCCAAUUGGACUUUAACGACCCCGGCGCUGUGAGGCAGUUGACUAAAAGCCUGCUAAGGCGAGAUUUCAAGUUGAAUGUGGAGUUAUCCGACGAUCGGCUGUGUCCGCCAGUCCCUAAUCGCUUCAACUACGUCCUCUGGCUACAAGACUUAAUUGAUACAACGAACGAUGAUUACAGAGGCGGAUAUGAUCCCGAAAGGGAGGUUAUUGGAUUAGAUAUAGGAACGGGGGCCAGUUGCAUAUAUCCAUUGCUUGCAUGUGCCCAGAGGCCGAAAUGGAUGUUUGUUGCCACGGAUAUAAACGAUAAAAAUUUCCAGUACGCCCAAGAGAAUGUGAAGAGAAAUAAUUUGCAAUCUCGUAUUCGUGUGGUUAAGACCACAGCAGAAGAUCCCUUGAUAGCUUUGGGGGAUAAAGUGCCUUUUGAGAGACUACAAUUCACAAUGUGUAAUCCGCCGUUUUAUGAAUCCGAAGAGGAAAUGCUUGCCUCGGCUAGUCUGAAGCACCGCCCACCUAAUUCGGCGUGUACCGGAGCACCAGUAGAAAUGGUUACGGCGGGCGGGGAGGAAAGUUUCGUACAGAGAAUAAUUGACGAAAGCCUCAAACUUCGCAACAAAGUUCAAUGGUACACAUCAAUGCUCGGGAAACUGAGCAGUGUCACAAAACUUAUCGAGAAGCUGUUGGAAAGUGGUAACCAAAAUUGGGCCGUCACGGAGUUCGUGCAGGGGUCGAAAACACGAAGAUGGGCAAUUGCCUGGUCGUGGAGAGAUCUAAGGCCAACAAUGGCUGUUGCCAGAAACAUUUCCAGUAUUCCAAAACACCUCCUCCCUUUUCCCUCUGAAUUCACAUUUCACCCGGAGUUCGAGUCAAUCACGUUCCUCAUCCACAAGAUUGACGACGAAAUGAAGUCUCUUCAAAUGCUCUGGAGUUGGGAUCAACAUGUAUCGCGAGGCCUUGGAUUUGCAAUGGAGAAUGUUUGGUCCCGGCAGGCGCGAAGAAAGAGACAGCAUCUUAUAGUCGAAGGCCAAACGGCGGAAAGUUUAUCCAAAUCCAUCGAUGAGAGUAAGGCGGCCCUGGGAUUUGCUGUCCUUGUGAAACAAACAGGAAUAAAGAACGUAGACGUGAUUGUGAGAUGGAUUAAGGGGUUCGACUCAGUCCUGUUCGAGAGCUUCUGUGGAAUGCUAAAAGGAAAGUUGGAACCGCGAUAAAAGUUGGCUAAAUACGCUCUAGAUCCUCUAUCGAUAUGUCAAGGAUCCAACUUGAUGGCAUGCAAUGGCAUGUGUCCUCUCGCCUAUGUAAAGCUAAUUCGUGGUGUUUGCUUGCAUAUAGCCAGGUAAAUGAUCGAAUCUGUACAAAGUAGUGCUGGAAUACAUUCCAACAUUCGAUAUCCAUUAUUCCUCAUAUUUUGGCCUUGUUCGGUUUUUGUCUCUCAAUCAGCCCUGUCCGUGGAUCAAUCCCUUGGAACA